AUGAAGUUUACUCUUGGGGCUGCUGGUGCGGAGACUGUCUCUUGUCUGCACCCCCGACAGCUGCAGCCAUCUCUCUUCAUCCUACACCCGGCUUCAGUGCCCAACAUGGACCACGGACAGGGAGGAGCUGGGGGUCCGGAUCAGGGACAUCUCACACAGACGGCAUCAGUGCAAAGAGGGGGAGGUAGGAGAAGAGGUUUGUGA
Molecule: messenger RNA, 204 nt
Organism: Knipowitschia caucasica
Lineage: Eukaryota; Metazoa; Chordata; Actinopteri; Gobiiformes; Gobiidae
Source: the annotation of a GenBank genome assembly